This is a messenger RNA of Rotaria sp. Silwood2, 3705 nucleotides long. The record is from the annotation of a GenBank genome assembly. Lineage: Eukaryota; Metazoa; Rotifera; Eurotatoria; Philodinida; Philodinidae.
AUGGCUUGCGCUACAUCAUUUGAGCCUAUAGCAAUAAUUGGCAUGUCUUGUGAAUUUGCUGGUGGCAUCCAUACGCCCAUUGAUUUGUGGCAGGCACUUGAAGAAAGCCGUGAUCUGGGUAGUGAAAUACCUAUCGAGCGAACCGAUUUCUUGUCAUAUUGUGCUCAUAUGCUCAACCAAGAUAAUGGUGAUUUCAAACAAAAGCUCUUACAUCGUGGUUAUUUUUUGCCAUCAUCGCUUCUCGACACUUUUGAUGCAGCUUACUUCAAUCUCUCAGAGGGAGAGGCAGUUACGAUUGAUCCGUGUCAUCGUCUUCUCAUGAUGAAAUUCGUUCAUUUGAUUGAGGACGCUGGUUAUACUUUGGAAAAAAUGCGUGGAUCACGUACUUCGGUGCAUAUUGGUCAAUUCUCAAACGAUCAUACAUAUUUAUCUCUUCGGCUUAAACCAGAGCAGCGAACACGUUUUCUCAGUCCACACGUACUGCUUUACAAUGCAUCAGCUCGCCUGUCAUACCAUUUUGAUCUUCAUGGACCUAAUUUAUCUCUGGAUACUGCUUGUUCAACAGGACUUCAAGCCAUUAAUCUCGGCGUACAAGCAUUGCGUACAGGCGAAGCAGACAUGGCUGUUUGUGGCAGUGUUAAUACAGUGAUGACACCUGAGCAAAUACUCAACUAUUCAAUUACCGGCGCUUCUUCUGCUGAUGGGCGAAGUCGAUCGUUUAGUGUCGAUGCCAAUGGUUAUGCAAAAGGCGAGGGCCUAGGUUUGGUUCUUCUCAAGCGACUAAAUGAUGCUGAAAGGGAUGGUGAUAGAAUUUACUGUGUACUGCACGAUAUCUUAAGCAAUCACGAUGGUUCUGAAGGCAAAAACAGUUUUGUGAUACCAGCAGCAGCCGGGCAAGCACGCCUUCUAGACGAAGUUUAUACAAGAACACAGUACGAUCGAAAUCGUAUUUUCUAUGUUGAAGCACAUGGAACAGGAACACAAGUAGGUGAUCCAAUAGAAGCAAAUACUAUAGGUGCAUUCUUUCAACGAUCGCCUUUCGAUCCUCCUUUAUUAAUCGGAUCUGUUAAGAGCAAUAUCGGGCAUACAGAAGGAGCAGCUGGUCUUGCAUCUCUUAUUAAAUCAAUAAUGUGUAUAAAACAUAGAGCGAUUCCACCUAACAUGCAUUUCAAAGCUUAUAAUCCGAAAAUUGAAGCAGAUCGGUUCAAUCUGCAUGUAGUUCAGACAAUGACUCCAUUUCUUCCACUCAAAAUUGAUGGUGAAAAUGAACAUCCAGUAGCUAUCGGCAUCAACUCAUUUGGUAUUGGUGGCAAUAAUGCUCAUGCUAUUAUCGAAGAAUAUCGUCCAAAAGAGAGAUCGAUCAAUACAAAUGGUCAUGUUGAAGGAGAGCUGCUACAGCAACAUGAUCUUUUUAUCUUUUCGACAAAGAGUAGUGAUUCACUUUACAAACAAGUGAUAUCAUUUAAUGAAUGGUUAAAACAAAUAGAACCUCAGGAUGAUGAACAUUCUUUUCUUGCACGCAUUUCUCAACAAUUACUGCUCAAACGCACUAUUAGUCACGAGCAUUUGGCCAUUUUUGUUUCAGCCAAUCGUGCUCAAUUGCAACAACAACUUGAUAUUUUUCUUCAAAAACAAUCAACACCAGGACUACUAGUUACCAAGCGUAUUUCAUCAAGUUUUCCUCGCAUAUGCUUUGUUUUGAGUGGUCAGGGUCCUCAAUGGUGGGCCAUGGGUCGAGAAUUAUACUCAUCUGAACCUAUUUUUCGUCAAUGGAUUCAACGAAUUAAUGAAGAACUUAUCAAAAUCAAUGGUGAUGAAUACAACUUACUGAACGAAAUGAUUGAAAAGACGGAGAAAGAAUCACGUAUCAAUGACACUAACAUUGCACAAUCGGCCAUAUUUGCUGUUCAAGUAGGACUUGCUGCACUUCUUGUCUCGUGGCAUAUCUUUCCCAGUGCAAUCGUAUCUCAUAGUGCUGGAGAACAAGCAGCUGCUUUUAUCUCUGGACGAGUUUCAUUGAAUGAAGCAGUUCGUAUUGUUUACAAUAGAUCGCGUCUUCAACAUCGAAAUACUCGGCAGGGUGGUCGAAUGUUGGCUGUUGCUAUGAAUGAACAAGAAGUGCGAGAUUCAUUACUCAAAGGAAUCGAACAUCUAGUAUCUAUUGCUGGUGUCAACAGUCCACGCUCAGUAACACUCAGUGGUGAUGAAAAAAUUAUCGAUGAACUUGAGAGCAUCCUUACAACAUUUCAUCCGACAGUGUUCAAAGCUCGACUAAGGAUAGAGAAUGCAUUUCAUUCUCAUCAGAUGGAUCGCUUCGGUGUUAGAGAAGAGAUGCUUUCAACACUUGGCGACAUUCGAGGUCUUCCUCUUGAGAAUACACAAGAAAUGUUUGAUGUUCGUUGUGCACAAGCUAAACUUUAUUCAAGUGUUAUUGGAGGUCGAAUAGAAGAUAAAAUACCACUUGACUCUCAUCAUUGGUGGUCAAAUGUUCGGCAAUGUGUUCGAUUUGGUGAUGCUAUUCAAGCAAUUAUCCAAGAUGGAGUCGCUGAUGCUUUCCUCGAACUAUCACCACAUCCUGUUUUGGCCACAUCAAUACAUGAAUGCUGCGAGAAGACAUCCACAUUUCAACCACUUAUUUUGCCUACUCUCAAACGUAAGGAGGAUGAACAGAAAACAUUGUUAACAAGCAUUGCACAACUUUCAUACUCACCCGAUGUAUGGAAACACUUUUUAGCAUCUCGAUGUGUUCAACCAUGUAAAGAUUUGGAACAUUUAUUUGACAAUUUUCCAUUAUAUGCAUUCAACUUGACUUCUUGUUGGUAUGAAUCAAAAGAAUCUGCACUAGAACGUCUUGCAUAUCGUCUACCUCUACAUCCCCUACUUGGUGUUCGUCAAUGGACUCAUCAUACUUCGGUAAUAUGGAAAAGUUUGAUCAAUCUCAAUCUACCUGAAUAUGCCUAUUUAUCUCAGCACAAAAUGCAAGAUUCUAUUCUUUUUCCAGCUUCUGGAUUUCUUGAGAUGGCACUAGCCGCCUGUCGUCAGCUCUUGCCAGUAGUUAAAGAUGAAGAGACUUCACCACCAAUCGCUUUUGAACAGAUUGAAUUUAUCAAAGCUCUCGCUCUUUCAGAACACGAAUUAAUCGAAGUUAUUACACAAAUUGUGAUGCCGAUGCAUGAAUGGUUAAUUUUUAGUCGACCAUGGUCGGCAGCUGGACUAGAUUGUCGACGAUCUUCUGGUAUGGCUUGCAAUGAUUUCAUUGAUUCUUUUGUUGAUCUGCAAACAUUGAAUGAAUAUUCUCUACAUCAAUGUACUCUGCAUGCACGAGGUCGCAUUGAUAUUGGUCCUCAUUUAAACAUUCAUGCCUCGUCAGCUUAUCGAUUCAGUAACGAAGAAACAGCAAACUGGUAUAAUCUGGAUGUUCCUAACCUCUACUCACAUUUCUCUACAAAAGGGUAUCAAUAUGGUCCAAACUUUAGAGUACUGACAUCAGUUAAAAGCACAAACUCACAAAUGACUGGUCGAGUUGCUCCAGCUAAUGAUGAACAAAACGAUAAACGUUACCAUCUGCAUCCACUUGUUACUGAUAGUUGUUUUCAUACGUUCUUGUCUAUUGUACCAGGAAUUGAAAUAUUCCUUCCAGUUGCCAUUGAAAAGAUGAUUGUUUAUGGAAGGACUUUUAAUGUGUCUCAAUUAGCGNAUGACUAG